Messenger RNA from Rhodotorula toruloides NP11, 1050 nucleotides. RefSeq lists its product as uncharacterized. The transcript is spliced from 4 exons. The coding region runs from base 1 to 1050 and encodes 349 amino acids. NCBI's taxonomy places the organism in Eukaryota, Fungi, Basidiomycota, Microbotryomycetes, Sporidiobolales, Sporidiobolaceae. The record is from RefSeq and is a predicted model, not a curated record.
AUGGCUGACACACUCGCGACGGGCUCAUCAGCUGACCUGGACGGCAAUCUCGAUCCUUCGCUUGCUUCGUACACUCCCUCGCUCCGCCUGCCUGACUUAGGCGUACCGACGCGAGCAGCGUUCGAAGCCGCGACUGACAACUAUAUCGCUGGCUUGCACGCUACGAAGCAGACCAAGACAGUUCUCCAGCAAGACAUGUACGACUUCAUUCUGCGAGCGCUCAGCAAUCCUUCCGACACCUCGAACGGGACAGCCAUCGAACGACACUGGGUUCGGGAGAAUUUCAAGCUCGGCAGCCUCAACGGCGAACCCGUACCGCUGCGCAAGUCGCGGAACAACACACCUUGCGCGUCUCGCGGCAUGAUCUAUGAUAUUAUAGUCGACUCGCACGUCGUGACAAGUCACGGAGGACGCGACAAGACGUUCAACCACGUCAAGGAUCGCUGGUCAUGGAUCCCCAAAGAACUUGUGGCCAUCUUCGUCCGACUAUGUCCAACUUGCGCGCAGAAAGUACCAACGCCCGUCAUGCGAGCUCCCGCCGCUCGGCUGCCGCCGAUCCGUUCGUUCGAGUCCGCUUCUGCAGUCUUCUCCUGCGACGCCCGAGACGUAUCAAUGCUUCCGCAGAGUGAUGCUCAGUGGGCGGACGACCCGCGUAGCCCGUCAACGGCGGAUCUGGCGGCCCUCCUCGAUUUUUCGCAGCGUCCUGCCCCGGGUCAUCCUCCUCUGCCUAGCAAUUCCCUGUCCGGCACCAUCUCCCAGACCGGCUCAGUCCCCGUCAUCCCCGACAUUGUCGUCGAUUCACGCGCUCCUUUCCCGCCGAAUCCACCUGUCUUCCCGAACUUCGGCAGGGAUCUCCUUCUUGAUUCGCACUCGACUUAUCCUGCCUUCUCCGGCGCCUCUCCUUGUCUGAUCGGUAUUGCAGUGCCAGACGGUGCAGCGGCCACGGAAGCUAGGGGCGACUUGAACCUCCUCGACCGGGUCAAGCGCCUCCCUUGUCAUACGGAUGUGUCCGACUUGAACUUUGAGGCAAUGAACGCCACGCCUCACUAG